GGUCUCAUGUCAGUUGCAAAAGAGGAAGCUGUUGCCUUUGACUGUUUCCGAGCCUUGAAAAAGGUGGGGCUGGCAGCAGUGGAAAAUAACUUUUGCAGCAAAAGCAAGAGUGUGGGGUUUGGCUGGAGGGAUGGAUUUGUGGAAGCAGUGCGCCAACUGGCUCAUCCAGUGCCGGGUGUUGCCCCCCAACCAUCGGGUGACUUUUGAGGGUGCCCAGGUCUGUGACUUGGCCCAGGCCUUGCGUGAUGGUGUCCUGCUCUGUCAGCUUCUCAACAACCUCAUGCCUCAUGCUGUCAACUUGCGGGAGAUCAAUCUGCGGCCCCAAAUGUCCCAGUUCCUGUGCCUCAAGAACAUCCGAACCUUCAUCAGCACUUGCUAUGAGAAGUUUGGUUUGCGGAAGAGUGAUCUUUUUGAGGUCUUUGACUUGUUCGAUGUCAAGGAUUUUGCAAAGGUGAUUGACACCUUAUCAAUAUUGUCAUGGACACAAAUUGCCCAGAACAAAGGGUUCAUGCCAUUCCCUACUGAAGACAGCAUUGCUGAUGAUGAAAUAUACAGUGGCCUAUCGGAUCAGAUUGAUGACACCAUGGAUGAAGAUGAUGACCUCUAUGACUGUGUGGAGAAUGAGGAGGCAGAAGGGGAUGAGAUUUACCAGGACCUGAUGAGAUCAGAGCAAGGGGUCAUGACAAGAAUGAGUGAACUGGAUAAAAGGAAAUGCUGUCUUCAAGAGAUCCAACAGACUGAGGAGAAAUACACCAGUACCCUAGAAUCUAUAAACCAGCAUUUUUUGAAACCCCUGCAGCUGUUUUUGCAACCUCAAGACUUAGAGAAUAUUUUUAUUAACAUAGAGGAACUCUUGAAGGUUCAUCGGUGCUUUCUAGCAGAUCUGAAAAGUGCUUUGUCUUUUAGCAAUGCCCAGAGCCUUUACCAAGUAUUCAUCAGGUACAAAGAAAGGUUCUUACUAUAUGGACGAUACUGUAGCCAGAUAGAAGCAGCCACUAAAUACUUAGACCAGAUCACCAAUACCAGUGUGGAUGUGCGCAUGAAACUGGAGGAAUGUUCUCAAAGAGCCAAUAAUGGCCGCUUCAGCUUACGUGACCUCCUCAUGGUACCCAUGCAACGGGUACUAAAAUACCAUCUGCUUCUGCAGGAGCUGAUAAAAUAUACAGUGGAACCAUCUGACAAGGAGAACCUGAGGCUGGCCCUCGAUGCUAUGAGGGAUCUGGCUCAGUGCAUAAAUGAGGUCAAAAGAGACAAUGAAACACUGAAACAAAUCACUAAUUUCCAGCUCUCUAUUGAGAACCUGACACAAUCCCUCGCUCACUUUGGAAGGCCAAAGAUUGAUGGCGAAGUCAAGAUUAUCAGUGGGGAGAAGCGCUCCAAAAUAGACAGGUAUGCCUUCCUCCUGGAUAAAGCUCUUCUCAUCUGCAAGCGAAAAGGAGAUUCAUAUGAAAUGAAGCAGUUUGUUGAUUUGUCCAACUACCAAGUUCAAGAUGACUCUUCUGUAGUGAAGGACAAUAAGAAGUGGAGUCACAUGUUUCUCCUAAUUGAACUUACUGGAUCUUCAGGCUAUGAACUGUACUUCAAGACACGGGAAUUGAAAAAGAAGUGGAUGGAACAAUUUGAAAUGGCCCUUUCUAAUAUCUACCCUGAAAAUGCUAUGGCAAAUAGACAUGAAUUUCACAUGUACUCCUUUGAGGAUACAACUUCUUGCAAAGCUUGUCAGAUGCUGCUGAGAGGGACCUUCUACCAGGGCUAUCGCUGCAGCAAAUGCCGAUUACCUGCUCACAAGGAAUGUCUAGGCCGAGUAUCACCCUGUGGGAAGUCCAGCUCAGAAUCAGGAUCUACCAUGAAGAAGAAUAAAUCCAAUCGACAUGCAGCAGAGAGAGAGAGAAUGGAUAUGGGGCUUCCCAAGCUGGAAGUGUGCCAAGAAUAUUAUGGUCUUCCUCCACCACCUGUGGCAUUUGGCCCAGCACUGAAGCUCAGUGUGGGGGAUAUUGUGGAGCUAAGCAAAGCCGAAGCAGAGCAGCUGUGGUGGCAGGGAAGGAACACAUCUACCAAUGAAGUUGGCUGGUUUCCUUGCAAGAAAGUGAAGCCUUACGUCUCUACUCCUCCUCCAGAUCUAUCAGUUCAUCUUUGGUAUGCAGGACCCAUGGAGCGGGGAGAAGCAGAACAAAUUCUUUCGACUCGUUCAGAUGGGACUUAUCUGGUGCGGCAGAGAAUCAAGGAUGCAACAGAAUUUGCCAUCAGCAUCAAGUCCAACAAUGAAGUCAAGCAUAUCAAAAUCCAGACCAAGGAUGGUUUAUACCGCAUCACAGAUAAGAAAGCCUUCAAAGGACUCACAGAACUGGUGGAGUAUUACCAAGAGAACUCCCUGAAGGAUUGUUUCAAGACCCUUGAUACUGUACUCCAGUUCUCUUUCAAAGAACCAGAAAGGAAAAAUGUGGCCAGGCCAUCCGGGAAAGCUUUGAAGUAUUUCGGUUCAGUCAAGGCUCGCUACAAUUUCUGUGCACGAGAUCGAACCGAACUGUCCCUCACAGAGGGAGAUAUCAUAAAGAUUCUGAGUAAGAAAGGGCAACCAGGAUGGUGGAAGGGAGAGAUCUAUGGCCGGGUUGGUUGGUUCCCAGCAAAUUAUGUGGAAGAGGAUUACUCAGAAUAUUGCUGAAGGUACCAUUUCUUUGGCAGAGCACCCAGGAACAAUAAUCAGAAUCCAUCACCUUGCUUUUAAGAGCCAUUGCUGUUGAAAAACUACAAUUAUUUAUGAACUCUCUUUAGUCCUCCUGCUCCAUCCCCCAUCAGUCCCUGACUACUGUGUGUUCUUGUGUCUAAUAAAAUGGGUGGGUAAUACGAA
This is a messenger RNA of Anolis carolinensis (green anole), 2848 nucleotides long. RefSeq names its product vav guanine nucleotide exchange factor 1 (gene vav1). Gene Ontology annotation, molecular function: protein binding; guanyl-nucleotide exchange factor activity. The transcript is spliced from 27 exons. The record is from RefSeq and is a predicted model, not a curated record. Gene Ontology annotation, cellular component: cytoplasm. The coding region runs from base 131 to 2662 and encodes 843 amino acids. Gene Ontology annotation, biological process: intracellular signal transduction; cell migration; regulation of GTPase activity. NCBI's taxonomy places the organism in Eukaryota, Metazoa, Chordata, Lepidosauria, Squamata, Anolidae.